GAUAAAACAUUUAUUCAGCCAGUCACCGCUCUGAACGCAACGACGCCAUUCGUCGCGCGCACGCCGUCUGUUUCCCGCCGCUAAUUUAAAUCGCGCAACGAAAAGUAUCGUUCAUUCCAUUCAUUUAUAAUCAAUUAAAUAUGCCUAAAAAGAAAUAAGUAGUGUAUUUAAAAACGUAUUGUAUUUUAUCGCUUCUAUUAAUUUGGGACAUGUGCUAACUGUGACUGCUUUAAAUGACUUACGUCCCGCAUGAUUAGCGCGUUUUCGUCACUGUGAUAGUGCAUUGUGAAACUCUAUAACCUGUGUUUAAACUUUUUUUCAAUUUACGUACUGUUUCGUGAAAUUCAUUUCGCGAAACGCUGUGAUAAACUUUCUUUAUGAUAGGUCCAUAUAUGAAGUGUCAACAUUUUUACCCCAAACAUUAUGAUUUACAAAUGGAUAUUAUGAUAAGAGUGAAGUGUUGUCAAGAAACUAAAAAUCCGAAGUGACCAAGUGGUGCGGUUGUCUGUUUUGCUACGUUCCGUUUCUGAAUCUUUUGUCCAUUCAAUUCUUCAAUAUGUCCGAUAAAACGACGUCGUCCGUCGGCCCGAGGAGUUUCGAGACGAUAUCUGAGGAGGACGGUGAAUCGCCGUGGGAGAAACUGUUGGGUGAUGUGAACGCUGCUGUCCCUACGAUAAUAACGACGAACGCGUCGAACGGGACGAUGGCCCCGAGCGCCGGGGACGCGUCCCCGCCGCGCCUGGACGUCGAGUCCAACAAGCUGACGCGCUCCAAGAGCCUCAACCAGCGCCGGAACAGCAGCGGCCUCCUCAGCACCUUCCCGCGGCAGCUCCGCCUGUCCCUCCGCGGCGUUCGCAGCGAACCUUCCAGUGUCAAGGAUGUACCCACUACUAGAAACGAGAGUGCCCUAAACCUUCUUCUUAAAUAUCGUCAAGCCCGAUACGCAGCGAGACGUGUGCGAAAGCGUGUCAUUUUCAAGCACGGAGACUGCAAUGUGGUCCAAUGGAACGUGGCUAAGCGCAGGCGCCGAUACCUUCAGGACAUCUUCACGACCCUCGUGGACGCGCAGUGGCGGUGGACGCUACUCGUGUUCGCCCUCUCCUUCAUCCUCUCCUGGCUCCUGUUCGCUCUGAUCUGGUGGCUCAUCAUCUUCACACACGGCGACCUGAACCCUCCUACGAAUUCCAGUGAACCGCUAGUCCCAUGCCUCAAUAAUGUCAAUUCCUUCACCGGUUGUUUCCUCUUCUCCGUUGAAACUCAACACACCAUCGGUUAUGGCUCGAGAACAACAAACGAAGAAUGCCCUGAAGCAAUCUUCGUUAUGUGCCUUCAAAGCAUUGUUGGUGUUUUCAUUCAAGCUUUCAUGGUUGGAACCGUUUUCGCCAAACUCUCUAGACCAAAAAAACGAGCCCAAACAUUAUUGUACUCCCGAAACGCCGUUGUUUGCUUACGAGAGGGCCAAUUGUGCCUGAUGUUCCGUGUCGGAGACAUGAGAAAGUCCCAUAUCGUUGAAGCACAUAUAAGAGCGCAAAUUAUUCGCCGCAAGAUCACCAGAGAGGGAGAGUUACUGCCAUUUUACCAACAAGAGCUGAAAGUAGGAGCUGAUGGAGAAGAAGACAGACUGAUGUUCAUUUGGCCCAUGACUAUUGUCCAUAAAAUUAAUGAGAAGUCGCCGCUUUACAACCUUUCUGCCUCAGAUAUGUUAAGAGAGAGAUUCGAGAUUGUUGUUAUGCUUGAGGGUGUGAUCGAAUCAACGGGUAUGACGACUCAGGCAAGAAGUAGCUUUUUACCAUCAGAGAUUCUGUGGGGACACCGAUUUGAAACUAUGGUAUCUUUCCGAAAAGAUACCGGAGAAUAUGAGGUGGACUACACACGAUUCAACAAUACAUACGAAGUGGACACGCCCCUCUGUUCCGCGAAACAACUUGACGAGCUGCGAGCCACCGUCUCCACUUCCCAGAAAUUAGAUCGCAUGCUCGGCACCAUUCCGAAGACAUUCUCCAACGACACGUUAGACAUGAGCUCCGUCGAUUCCAUGUCCCUGGACGAGCACAUAGAAAUAAAGAUCCCAGAAGCGCGCGCGAGAGAGAACAGGCUGAUGGCACAGAACAACUUCGUGCAGCACGUCAAUGAGAAGAAGAAUUCCAGUCACACGCAUCUGGCCGUAGAGAACGGACACGAAGCUCUGCCAAAGAUCAACUCGGCCAUCAUGAUCAGUGAUAAGACAGAGCGAGAUGGACACAUCCACAGGAGCCACAGCCACGCAAGCAUGAAGAGGAUGCAUAUAGUUGUGCCGAACGGCAUCGGCCAUAUGGCGAACGGCCAUGAUCAUAGAGCGGAACACAAAAUCAAAAAGUAAAUCACCAAGCGAGCACCAGAUGGAGUCAGUAAUCCCGAUCUUGGUGACGUCACCGGAGCCCGCUUGACCGCGCGCGCGCGUUACUUUC
Colias croceus (clouded yellow) is the source of this 2447-nucleotide messenger RNA. It is a transcript of the gene Irk1, whose product is annotated as G protein-activated inward rectifier potassium channel 3. The record is from RefSeq and is a predicted model, not a curated record. Gene Ontology annotation, molecular function: inward rectifier potassium channel activity. The coding region runs from base 557 to 2359 and encodes 600 amino acids. Gene Ontology annotation, biological process: regulation of monoatomic ion transmembrane transport; potassium ion import across plasma membrane. Lineage: Eukaryota; Metazoa; Arthropoda; Insecta; Lepidoptera; Pieridae. Gene Ontology annotation, cellular component: plasma membrane. The transcript is spliced from 9 exons.